Molecule: messenger RNA, 729 nt
Organism: Spodoptera littoralis (African cotton leafworm)
Lineage: Eukaryota; Metazoa; Arthropoda; Insecta; Lepidoptera; Noctuidae
Source: the annotation of a GenBank genome assembly
AUGGCGUCAGACCUGGUGAGUGACUAUACUGAGCUUAUGCUGAACAGUCAGUACCGACAGAUCCUGUACGGGAAAGAGGGUCUGCCUUCCAAAGUACGAUCUCCUUCCGCAGAAACCUUCACUAAGUCCUCGGAUGAAAAUAACGCAAUUGAUCACACGGAUCAUCUGGUAGUAAACGAGCAGUGCCGCCCAUGGACACCCGUAGCAUCAGAGGAGCCACAAGACCAUCAACAUGGCAAGACACCACCCAACCUUCUGCCUAAUGAACCACAACUCCAGAAAGAAAAAGAUGAUCCAGUCUCAUCAUCCUCCUAUACCCUGGCCAGUGACAGCAGUCAGUACAGCCGCGAUGUAGACCUCUGGCUGAGGGGAUCUCCAACUGAGAGUACUGGUGUUCAGAACAGCAGGGUCGCAGUGGUCCAGCGCUCCACCAUAGCUCCAUCAUCAUCACUGGACGGCAUGUGGUACAUCAUUGCAAUGGUACUGCCUAUGUUCAGCGUCAAUAACUGCAUCCAGUGGAGGUGUACGCCAAGCACCGUCCUGAACGCAGCAGAAUUCUUCCUGAAUCAACUUUCCCGAUUGUGUCGCCAUGCCCGCAGUCACAUACGUCGUCUGGCCGGAGACCAGAUAGCCCGAGACCUCUUUGCAACAGCAAUGGACAUCGUGCUGGUGGUCUACGCCAUCGGAUUCCUAGUGUUAUCCCUGUACCAAGCUUCCAUUAUCGGUUAA